Messenger RNA from Pecten maximus, 2021 nucleotides. RefSeq names its product probable proline iminopeptidase. Bases 45 to 1001 code for a protein of 318 amino acids. Gene Ontology annotation, cellular component: cytoplasm. The transcript is spliced from 7 exons. Lineage: Eukaryota; Metazoa; Mollusca; Bivalvia; Pectinida; Pectinidae. The record is from RefSeq and is a predicted model, not a curated record. Gene Ontology annotation, molecular function: aminopeptidase activity. Gene Ontology annotation, biological process: proteolysis.
UCGGCUCCUAUCGGUAAUUAGUCAGACCGGAAAAUGAUGUCAAGAUGUCGGCCAAAAGGGAUUUGUUUCCAGAGAUAGAACCAUUUGAUUCUGGAAAACUCAAAGUUUCAGAAAUCCACGAUAUUUACUACGAACAAAGCGGAACCAGCGAAGGAAAUCCAGUAAUAUUUAUUCAUGGUGGGCCAGGAAGCGGUACCUCAGCUAGAGACCGGCGAUUCUUUGACGCUGAGGCUUACAAAAUUAUCUUGUUUGACCAGAGAGGAACUGGGAAGUCUACACCUCAAGGAGAUCUACGGGAAAACACAACUUGGGACCUAGUGGAGGAUAUAGAACGUCUUAGAAAACACCUGGGGAUCGACAAGUGGGUGGUGUUUGGAGGGAGCUGGGGGUCUACACUGAGUCUUGUGUAUGCUGAGACGCAUCCAGAUCGUGUGAAGGCCCUUGUACUUAGAGGAAUCUUUAUUUUUAGCAGACGAGAACUACUGUGGUCUUAUCAGGAUGGGGCCAAUCAUUUGUUUCCAGAUCUGUGGGAGGACUAUUUAGCCCCGAUACCCGUGGGAGAAAGGGGGGACUUGAUGAGUGCGUACUACAGACACUUGACCAGUGAUGAUGAGGAAAAGCGAGUAAAGGCAGCAAAGGCAUGGAGCAAAUGGGAAAUGGCGACAUCCCGCUUACAGGUUGACGAGGACUUGUUAAAGAGGGCGGACGGAGAUAUCUGGGCACAGCAAUUUGCCAGGAUCGAGAGUCACUAUUUCGUGCAUGGAGGAUGGUUGAAACAAGAUGAUCAAAUCUUACAAGAUGUGGGAAAGAUAAGACACAUUCCAGCAACCAUUAUACAAGGACGUUAUGAUGUUAUUUGUCCGAUGGAAACAGCUUGGUUACUUCAUAAGAAAUGGCCGGAGGCCGAUUUUCACGUAAUACCUAAUGCUGGCCAUUCUACAAAGGAAGCCGGAAUACUUCACCAACUAAUUGAGGCCACGGACAAAUACAAAAACCUAUGAUCAAACUGAAAAAUUGAAAUAAGUCAUGUGGUAUAUCAGAUCUUUACUGAGGAUAAGGACAGUUACAAAAAAACUGUGAUCUAAGUGAUGGACCUCAACAAGUCUUCAAAUAUAGCUUUUUAUACUGUGGACAACGAAGACCUCAGUACUACAUAUAGAGCUAUUUCUACUGUGGACAGGUAAAACCUCAGCUCUGCGAUGAAUAUAACUUUUUUAUUCGGAGGACAGCGAAGAGCUGUACUACAAUUGAUAUGUAGAGGAUACUGAAUGGUUUCCCGUUUAAUAUAAAAUUUAUUUCACGAUUAUCACAGAAUAUCGACAUUUUUCACGAGUGCAAAUCACAAUUGAAAAAUAUCGAAAUUUUAUAUCAUAAUAUAUCACUUAUAUUUGGUUGUGUUUAAAAAAAAUAGCCAAAAAUCUUGGUCUGUAUUUAUGCUAUUGAACGGUCGUUAAACGACUGUAUGGUCGCCAUAUUGAUAUAUCUGUCCAAUCACAAAGACUCGUUGGUUUAAAGGUUUUGUUGUUGAUAUUUUGUAAUCCUUCCGAUUUUUAAGGACGAAUGAUGAAUUGUACAAACAACAGAACUUGGAGACGUGAAGAAGAAUGAGCUUCAAAGGGGAUCAAUCAUGGAAUUUAUUAUUUGAUAUAAGUCUGUUGUUCGUUGAUUGUGUUAUUUCACUUGAUGUUCUGAAAGCAAGGCAAAGAUUGUAAAGGAAAAGUAAUGAUUUUGAAAUAUAUGAAAAACAAAGAAUCAGAUGAAGAAGUACAGAUUUGAAAUGUUUGACAUGAUUUUCAUUUGUUAUUGUUUUCCCUUUUGUUUUCCCUUUGAGAGCAAUGCCUUAUAAGGUUACAUAUACACAUAAGUAACUGUCAUAUGAUGGUAGCCGAUGACUGGUGACAGUAUAGUUUUGUCACCAUUCCUGUCAUCUACAGCAAUGGUAGAUGUUGAUGUACAAGAGACGGUCGAUUUUGACAGUUUUCUUAUGUUUUAUUAAUACAAAUAUUAGUUAAUUCUUUUGA